AUGACAGUUAUAAGCAGAUUUGUGAGGCAGAAGGAGCUGGAGAAAACUGGAGCUUUAUCCAAGGACAAGGCCCCAGGCCUCGGGCCCCAGCUGAAGGCCCCAGGAGAUUCUCUCCUCAAACACUCGGGCAUGCGGUUCACCACCAAGGACCGGGACCAGGACCAAUCUGAGAACAACUGUGCGGCGUACUACCAGGGGGCGUGGUGGUACCGGAACUGCCAUACCUCCAACCUGAAUGGACAGUACCUGAGAGGAGGCCACGCCUCCUACGCUGACGGUGUGGAAUGGUCCAGCUGGACCGGCUGGCAGUACUCGCUGCGGUUCACUGAAAUGAAGAUACGACCCAGAAGACCGGAGUCCUGAACCUGGACCAGAGAACCUUCCCUCGUUAAUAAAUUGAUCUGAUCUAUUCCUGA
Messenger RNA from Poecilia reticulata (guppy), 416 nucleotides. The record is from RefSeq and is a predicted model, not a curated record. Lineage: Eukaryota; Metazoa; Chordata; Actinopteri; Cyprinodontiformes; Poeciliidae.